This is a messenger RNA of Diceros bicornis minor, 3224 nucleotides long. RefSeq names its product Myb/SANT DNA binding domain containing 3 (gene MSANTD3). The record is from RefSeq and is a predicted model, not a curated record. Lineage: Eukaryota; Metazoa; Chordata; Mammalia; Perissodactyla; Rhinocerotidae. The coding region runs from base 150 to 977 and encodes 275 amino acids. The transcript has 3 exons.
CUCCGGAGCCCGCGGCCCUGCCGGCCGCCCAGCCUGCGAGAGGAGCCGAGGCCGCCCGCGCUCGCGCCUCGCCGGCCCCUCCCCCGGUCGCCGCGGCUGCCGCGCCGCCGCUGCAGGAUAGCUAACGGCCAGGAGAAAUAUAGUGGAAAAUGCAAAACAACGAAAUUAUAAAACCUGCGAAAUACUUCUCGGAAUUGGAAAAGAGCAUCCUGCUUGCUUUAGUAGAAAAGUACAAGUAUGUCCUGGAAUGUAAGAAAAGUGAUGCCCGGACGAUCGCCCUCAAGCAGCGUACCUGGCAGGCGCUGGCCCACGAGUACAACUCGCAGCCCAGCGUGUCUCUGCGGGACUUCAAACAGCUGAAGAAGUGCUGGGAGAACAUCAAGGCUCGGACCAAAAAAAUUAUGGCCCACGAGAGGAGAGAGAAAGUGAAACGCAGUGUCAGUCCUCUGCUGAGCACCCACGUCCUGGGGAAGGAGAAGAUCGCCACCAUGCUGCCGGAGCAGCUCUACUUCCUGCAGAGCCCCCCGGACGAGGAGCCUGAAUACCCCGCUGAUGCCGCCGCCCAAGAAUCAUUUGCUGUUUCAAAUAGAGAACUGUGCGAUGAUGAGAAAGAGUUCAUACAUUUUCCAGUAUGUGAGGGGACCUCUCAACCUGAACCCUCGUGUUCAGCUGUCAGAAUAACAGCCAAUAAAAACUACAGGAGCAAAACCUCUCAGGAAGGUGCUUUAAAAAAGAUGCAUGAGGAAGAACACCAUCAACAAAUGUCCAUCUUACAGCUGCAGCUGAUACAAAUGAAUGAGGUGCAUGUGGCCAAAAUCCAGCAGAUAGAGCGAGAGUGUGAGAUGGCAGAGGAGGAACACAGGAUAAAAAUGGAAGUUCUGAAUAAAAAGAAGAUGUAUUGGGAAAGAAAACUACAAACUUUUACCAAGGAGUGGCCUGUUUCCUCAUUUAACCGGCCCUUUCCCAAUUCACCCUAAGACUGUGGGGGCAGCUCCCUUGUAAUUAAUCUGUGUUGGCAAAGAAAGUCUGGAACACGAACUUGCCGUCAGUAACCUGUAACAGCUACAACUAGGAAAAUUAGAGUGGUAGUAGUCACUUAUUUAAGAAAACAUUCAGGUAAACAGCUGCACCCUAUGUACCCCUUAAGUGGCAAACAAGCUGUUAGAGUCUUCUGAAAAUGAUCACGACGCGUGCUAUAAUUCUGAAUGUAAUGUCUCUUACUUAGAAUUCCUACAAGAACCAUGUGUGAGUGUUGUUGUUGUAUUUUUUUAACCAAAUGCAAGUGUGACUAUAAAGGAGUGUGGCUGAUUUUUUUUUUUUAAUAGACAUUAGAACUUUUCUAUCCAAGUGAAUGCCCUCCCAUUGAAAGUGGCCGUCCUGGGAGGCCACCCAUGUCUCCGGUGGGGAUGCUGUUGCUCAGAACUUGCUAGAGGUCUUUAGGGAACCUCCAUGAGAGCUGCAGCACCUUUUUCAUUUUUUCAGUGUCCUUUGAGUGUGGAUUUUCUGUUUUUAAACAGCCCAGUGUAUGGAAGGAUAUUUUCUAAUGCGGCUCAAAACUGCGUUGUAAGGCCUUCCUUUCCCCAAAGAGGAGUUCCAAAUAAUGUCUCCAACAGUGGUGGCUUUGUUGGAACUAAGGAUGUAACUACUUUGAGGGAGAAAUGUUCAUUUAGAUUUCUGUGUCCUGUCCUGUUGUGCUUGUUUUAUUAAAAGAAAAGACUUGCAAUUUUAUAGUCACACUGUGUAUGUUUUUCAAAGGUGCUGCCUCCCCCACUGCGUUCCGGUUUUUGCCUUUUCCCUCUGUAGUUUCCUCCCAACUUCGUACUACUGAGUUCAUCAUUUGCCCUUGUUUUUCAUCUUUAGCCACCGAAGGUCCUUCCCUCACCAUGCUCGUGGUGCUGGCUCAGAGUAAUGCUGUGUAGUUUGCAUUACACAGUUAGCAUUGAUCUUUUUAAGAAUCCAUUACCAAUAUAUUUGGAAACAUGCGUUGACUUUAAGUGGGUAUUCUGAUUGAGCUGUGAGAUGGCUUCUCCUGUAGCUUGGUGUUAGAAACAGCCCUGGGAGUUGGGCCCAGCAGUAGCUAGAAGCAGCAAAGUGACAUUUCAGUGCCAAAGCAGGCCAGCAAUUCUGAGAAUGAGAUUUCAAGGCCGCAUUGGGGGAAGGAGGAGUGCGUGUGGCAGAGGCAACAUACGGAGUGUAGGACUAGGAGUCAGGGCCUGAAUACUGAGCUUGGUUCUGCCUCAAGUGCUGUGUGACUUUGGGUAAUUCCUUUUAGUCCUUGGCCGUGGUGUUUCCUGUCCAUAAAACAAGGGAGAUGGUCUAGAUAAUGUUCAGAAUCUGCUACAAGUCCUUGACUAUGGUGUGGUCUGCAGAGUCUUGGAUGGGUACUGCUAACAUCAUAAUUGCCCACAGGGCAUGGGUCAACAGGGAGCAAUUGUUUACUGCAUUGGCUAAGCUUCUCUCCUUCAUAAUUUUGGAAUUUGGGUCCUGGGGACUGUAAGUUCAGUGAAGUACAUGUAUACUCAUUAUUUGUGCACUGCAUAAAACUUAAAUGGAUCUCAAUUUAUUUUAUACACUGAUAUUUUAAAUGUCUUAGAGGAACUGGUUAUUUAAAGGAACCCUGUGAAGACUAGUCUUCUUUGAAAGGAAGGAUCCUUUUGUAAGGAUUUGUAUUCUUAACUUAGUUUUUACCAAAUGGACCCUUUAGAGAAGCAGCUUCUGGAUAAAGUCCCAAGCUUAAAUGGUUUCUGGGAGACAAAACUUGACUCUCCAUGCCCUCCAACACGCUAGGGAUUAGUCUGGGGACCAGCAGGCCCUCAACACCGAUGUGAACUGAGAAAAGUUAGUCUUUGCUUCCCCUAUUGAUCCAUCUGCAAAUCUUGUUAAUAUGCAGAUUCUGGAGUGCGGCCUGAGAUUUUGCAUUUCUUACAAGUUCCCAGGUUUUGCCAGUGCUGUUUGGUCACCAUGCUUCUGUGUAGCAAGGCUUUAGAGGACCCUCUGAAGUUUUUACUUAUUCUCAAAAAAAAAAAAAAAAAAAAGAGAAAAUUGGGUUAGGUACAUUUUUGUGUACGGCAGUGAGCCGGAUAUUAUUCUCUCUCUCAGAAUUUACCACUUAAGCACACAAACAACAAUGUAGAACAACACAAAAAAUGCUCAUACACAUAAUGGAACUAUAAAAGCAUCAAACUAAUUCCUAACUGAACAAAUAAAGGAUAAUUAAACCAGCA